UACGAACAGAAUCACAGAAUAUUUUGGUUUUGGCCAUACGCAAAGCAAACGUAAACUUAUUCUUAUCGACGUAACGUGCGCGCACUAUAUCAUUGUUUCUAAAUAUUUAAAAUUAUCAUUAAGUACAAAAGUAUUGUGUCGAAAUAACAAAUAAAUUGUCGAAAUCACCUUACAGAAAAAUUAAAAUCCGUGAAGCACAAAUUACACCAAGAUGCAGUGCUGCGUGCCUUUCUGCGUAAAUACUUCAGACAAUGCGUCAACAUCUGAGCGAAUAGGAAUUACCUUUCAUGAGUUACCCAGUGAAGGCAAUCUCCGUACUGCUUGGCUCAGAGCCCUGGGCACACAAGACCAUCACCUGCCCGACCCUGCUGUGGUCUGCUCCCAGCACUUUCUGGAUGACGACUUUUGUACAACAGAGAGUUGUGUGAGGCAGAUUCACUCUCAUGCUAUUCCUUCAAUAGUGCAGAUGUGCAUGAUAUGCCUGGACACUGGCAGCAAGCUGUCUCUAAUGAGUAAACACAAGUUGGAGGAGGCAUAUGAACAGCUAACUGGACUGUCUUUGUUUCAGUUGUGUCGUCGAGGAAACCUGAAGCAAACACUCUGUGUGCUGUGUGCUCAGAGAUUGAUUAACUUCAGUAGAUUUAGAGACUUGAGCUUGAGAGCCCAUUCACUGAUGACAGACUUAGUUGAACAACAUGAAUUAAAUACUAUACAACUCAAAGAAUUGAUGAACUGCACAACUGCACAUCUGAAGUGUAAUUUGACACAAACAACAUUAGGAGCUAACCAUUGUGACUUGUACAUAGAUCACACUGAUGAAGAGGAGCAGACGGCAGCAGAGGAAUCUGUAGUGGGACAUGUUGCAACAGUUGUGGUGAAGAAAGAACGCAGUUCUGACUCCAUGUUGAGUGCUGAUAACUUGGCACAAGAAGAUCACUGUGUAUCCAAGGAGGAAUAUGAUAUAAGUAUCAAGAUAGAAGAGGAUCCACUGGCUGAGGCUGUGAGUGACGCUCUACAUAGAAAAGCAGCAACUUCCUGCACUGCAGUUGCAAAACAUGAGAUUGAAAUAAAGAGUGAAAGUGUUACCUUUGGAUGCACCAUUUGUUUCCAGGAGUUUGUGGAAGAGAUUGCAUACUAUGAACACAUGAUCAUGCAUCUCCAGGACGCUGGCGGUGACGCUGCAUAUGAUGCAUCACAAGUGUGCAAGCCUCGUGCAGCUGUGAGCCGCAGCGGUGACUCACUCGUGCUGCAGAACAAGACAGGGAGUCAGAGGCUGAGCGAUGAGCCUCCCCCGGCUGCAGGCUGCGCUCUGUCUGUAGUCGCUCCACUGUCCGCCAGACUUGCGGCAAACGACGAGAGCAAAGUGCAGGCAACUGAAGGAGCAGGUGUGAUCGUGAAAAGCGAACAAUUCCUUGAGAUUGACAUUUGCGAACUGGACAACCGAUCGUCUCAGAGCGGGACUAAAAUAUAUACAGAUAUAAAUAGAUCCACCAACUAUGUUGGCCAGUUAUAUGAUAUUUUCAAGAAACCCAAGUUAACUGUUCUACAUGAGAAUCCACGCGUGAAAACCCACACUCGUGCAAACCGUUUCUCUUGUAAAAUGUGCAAUGAUAAAUUUCCAAAGAAAUCUAAAUUAUUGCGUCACAUGAAAACUCACACUGAUGCAAAGCGUUACUCUUGUGAUGUAUGCAAUUAUAAAACUGGCCACAAAGGUAAUUAUGAUGGUCACAUGAAAACACACACUGGCGAAAAGCCUUUUUCUUGUGAGAUUUGCAAUUAUAAAUUUGCACAUAAACAUCAUUUAUCAGAUCACAUGAGAACCCACACUGGCGAAAAGCCUUACUCUUGUGAGUUGUGCGAUUAUAAAGCUGCCCAAAAAGGUAAUUUUGUUGGUCACAUGAAAAAGCACACUGGCGAAAAACCUUUUUCUUGUGAGAUUUGCAAUUAUAAAUUUGCACUGAAACAUCAUUUAUCAGAUCACAUGAAAAAGCACACUGGCGAAAAACCUUUUUCUUGUGAUACUUGCAAUUAUAAAUGUACACGAAAACAACGUUUAUUGGAACACAUGAAAACGCACACUGGCGAUAUGCCUUAUUCUUGUAACACAUGCGAUUAUAAAUGUACACGGAAAAGUGUGUUAUUAGUACAUAUUAGAACUCACACUGGCGAGAAGCCCUUCUCUUGUGACAAAUGCAAUUACAAAGUUGCACAUAAAUCUAAUUUAUUACGUCACAUGAAAGCGCACACUGGCGAAAAGCCUUAUUCUUGUGAGACAUGCAAUUAUAAAUGUACACAAAAAAGUCUGUUACUAAUACAUAAUAGAACUCACACUGCCGAGAAAGAAGAUAUGCAAAUAUAAAUAAUUUAUUGCGCCAUAAUAUGAGAAUCCACACUGACACUGAGCCUCAAGAGUAAUUGUGAUAAAAUAGAAAAUGAAUUGACGCAAUCACUCGAUCUGUGCGAAC
Bicyclus anynana (squinting bush brown) is the source of this 2465-nucleotide messenger RNA. Its product is annotated as zinc finger protein 182. The record is from RefSeq and is a predicted model, not a curated record. Gene Ontology annotation, cellular component: nucleus. The transcript is spliced from 9 exons. Gene Ontology annotation, molecular function: zinc ion binding; DNA-binding transcription factor activity, RNA polymerase II-specific; RNA polymerase II transcription regulatory region sequence-specific DNA binding. Gene Ontology annotation, biological process: regulation of transcription by RNA polymerase II. Lineage: Eukaryota; Metazoa; Arthropoda; Insecta; Lepidoptera; Nymphalidae. Bases 212 to 2359 code for a protein of 715 amino acids.